This is a messenger RNA of Dromaius novaehollandiae (emu), 3542 nucleotides long. RefSeq names its product neuferricin. Lineage: Eukaryota; Metazoa; Chordata; Aves; Casuariiformes; Dromaiidae. The transcript has 4 exons. The coding region runs from base 183 to 968 and encodes 261 amino acids. The record is from RefSeq and is a predicted model, not a curated record. Gene Ontology annotation, cellular component: endomembrane system; membrane.
GUGGCCGGGUCCCGCUCCGCACGACACUUGCCGUAAAGCGGCAAGGCGGCGCUCUGGAAAGCUGUCGUGGCUGAGCCACACUGCCGUCAGCCGUCGCGCGGUCGUAAGCGCCUUGCCGCGCUGGCCGCACUGCUGCGCGGCGAGGAAAGUGUCGCGAGGGGUCGGGUGGCGCGCGCGGCCCCAUGUGGCGGGGGGCGGCAGCGGCGGCGGCGCUGUGCCUGGGCGUCGCCUGCCUGCUGGGCCGCGGGUUCGAUCCCCGCGCCUGGCUGCCGGGCGGCGGCCGCCUGCUGCGCGCCGCCGAGCUGGCGCGGUACCGGGGGGCGGAGGGCGAGCCGGGGCUCUACCUCGCCCUGCUGGGGCGGGUGUUCGACGUGCAGCGCGGCCGCAGGCACUACGGCCCCGGCGGGGCCUACAGCGGCCUCUCAGGGAAGGACGCCACCAGAGCGUUUGUGACCGGGGACUUCUCGGCGACGGGCCUGGUGGACGACGUCUCGGAGCUGUCGCCGCUGGAGAUGCUCGCCGUCCAGAGCUGGCUCUCCUUCUACAGCAGCAACUACGUUUUCGUGGGAAAGCUGGUGGGCAGAUUCUAUGAUGAAAAUGGAGCACCGACAGAAGCCUUAAGGCAGGCUGAGGCUGCUAUUGGGGAAGGCCUGAAGUUCAAGGCAGAAAGCGACCAGUGGAAGCAGCAGUUUCCACCCUGUAACUCCGAAUGGAGCUCUGCCGGGGGCAGCCGAUUCUGGUGCUCCAAACAGAGUGGAGGCAUAAACAGAGACUGGAUUGGAGUCCCCCGGAAACUGUACGUACCUGGUUCGAGGGGGAGCCACUGCGUGUGUGUGAGAGCUACUGGUCCCCCAUCUGGACAGCUGGACUCACCCGAGCACCGCGACAGAGGUGAUCUGGAUAACCCUCGCUUGGAGGAGUACGAAGGCUGCCAUCCACUGGCCGAAUGGUGCGUCCUGAAAGCGUGACUCCAAGCGCUGGAUGUGUGCGCCUAGUCCUACGGCAAACUGUUGCACUUUGGGUGGGCAAUUGCAGCUCCAGCUGCAUUCCCUUCCAUCUGUCAGUGCAAAGGGAGAGAGAGCAAUUUCAAGUUCUUUGUAACUGUAUUUAAUACGUGACAAUGGAGCUAAGAGAAAGAGGGAACAUUUUUAGCCAAGUGAAGCAGUUAGUGGCUGAAAAUCAGCAAUAGGAAACUUGCUUUCUUAGUGCUUUAUCCCUAUGGUAUUUUUACAUCUGGCAACAAAUUGUAGUACAUGUAGCCUGGACUAGAUUUAAAAGACAUGUCUCAUGCAGUCAGGAAAUAGAUGCCUGUGUGCAUAGUGGUGGGUAUAAUAUGUUGUAUUUUAAGGAAGUGAGUUGGUGAGCACAAGAACUACUGCAGCAGCAUUGACUUCAGCUUAUGUACAGUCCUCCACUGUCACUCAGGCUCUGCUUACUACACUGUAGUGCUAACGCUCCUUCCUACUCACCUGCUUUGCUCCAAAGAGUUUAAAGGUAGCAGGGGAGAAGCCUGAAUUUCUCCUGCAAUGAAGGUUCAGAGUAUCUAGGAUCUCGUGUAGUCUAGUUAUACAAAAGCUCUGCUUAUCAAGGUCUCGGAGUGCAGAAGGCAAAGGUCAUAGCUGCAUUUCCUCAUUUGGUAUUUGUAUUAGAUGUUGAGCAAAGAUAACGGAAGGUACCCAUGCAGAUUGUUGUUUUAAACUAACCUCACCUUCCUGGUCCUCUGAUUUACUACUUUCAAAUGAAUCAGAGGUCAGAAAUUGAUAGUUUUAAUUAGACUGUAAUGAAAGCUAUAUAACAACGUGACCAUCCUGCUGUAAUCUCCCUCUUUUUCCUAUUUCCAUUCUGGUUUGUGACACCUCUGCCCUGCCCCUGAUCCGAUACACGUCUAUCAGACUACAACCUGAGGUUGAUAUCCUCACUACCCAAGGCCCAGCUCACUUGAGGGAUUUUGCCAGCUGUGAUAAAAUACAACCUUUAACUUCACUGACUCCCAGAAGAGCAGGGCAAGUUACUACCAUUUCUGUGCAGGACUAAGAAGGAGAAGGGAAAACCAGAGUAGGGCCCAGGUACUAUAAACCCAGGCUGCAACAGGGCUUUUAUUGUUUUCCUAGAGUCUGCUGCUAAAAUAGAUUACAUGUAGUCCAGCAGUGGCACACUUCUGUGCUGAGCUGUGUUCAGUUCCUCUUGUUAAAGCAACAACCACCUAUUUAGAAACAACUGGGAGGUGUUUAUAAAGCCAUUACAUGUUUUGAGCUAUUUCUACCUCUCAUCCCCCCAAAAAACACCCACAAAUCUAAGCAAUUAGUUAAUAAGCUAGUGAGACUACGAAAGGCCUGGCAGCAUCCCUUCCGAGGGAGAAAAUCACUGUUGCGGUGACAGGAGGUAUAUACCACAGCACUUUACCCCUGUGGGGUUUAGAAAAAUGAGGCUACAGGGCCUUGGCCCAGGGCCACACAGCAGCUUAAGCAUGUGUAUGUGCUUAUUAGAAUAAAUGGUCAGGGUUUUUUAAACCUGGUUUUGCUGCUUAUUUUCUGUCAUCAUCUCAAAGUUGUCCUACAGAGGAAAAGUCCUCCAAGGCACUUACAGACCAAUGCACUGGGUCUUGCCUGCCACGACUGCAAGUUGUACAAGUAGAUGGGUGGCAGCAUAGAGCCAUCACACAGUGCUCGAGUCCUCAGUCAUGCUUCUAGAACUAAACUGAGCCUCAGGCUUGUGCCAUCCUUGGAGAUACUAAGUUUUUAGCUUAGAAGAUAUUAGACUUUUUAAAAAACUGCAGUAGGGUAGGAACUGCAAAGCAGUGCUUCCAUGUCUUGGCUCCUUAGUGGGCAUUGUAAAGGUCCUCUGCUUUUGGGCACACAUGCCAUCUUAGCAAAAAAAUUGCCUGUUUAGGGGUCAGCAGCACAACUGACCUCAAAUUGUUGCUACUAAUUCAGUAAGAUUAUCACAGGGAGCAGUCCCAGCAGCAAAUGUUUUAGCUAACUGACUGAAAUGAUUGGCAAGUUCAGCAUUUUUAAAAAUAACUCAAAAGUUAUAGCAUAUUCCAGGUUAUUGAAUACAAAGAUUAAUCUGUAACUGCAAAGCACUUGGAUUUCUAGUGAAGGGUGGCAUCAGCCACAGAGCUUCUAAGUUUAAGCAAGUUUCAUCUUGCUGUAUGCUUAAGACUGCUCUUCCCAAUGCAAGUAGUGUUGAAAUGCUAAUGGGAUGGUUUUGACAUCUUAAGAGCCACAUGAAACCAAGUAUGGGGCUAUAGAAAGGUAAGACUGAUUUUGGAGAGUCACUUGUUGCUUUGAGUUAAAAAAUAAAAAAUUUGUAACUUAUUCCUCAGUUUAGCAUCUAGGGAAAAAAAUACUUUCAUUCUAACACCAGGAAGAAAAUCAUCUAUUAAAAUAAGGAGACUCCCUUACUCUGUUCCAAAAGGAUUGUCUUAGUUUUUUACUACCCUAAUUAAAAAACUAAGUUAAGUUCUCUCCAGGGUGGGGAAGGAGGGGAAGAAAAAUUAUUUUUACAAGGGUCAAUAAAAAAGUACUCCAGUGGUAUUCACA